This is a messenger RNA of Schizophyllum commune H4-8, 2138 nucleotides long. RefSeq names its product MFS general substrate transporter. NCBI's taxonomy places the organism in Eukaryota, Fungi, Basidiomycota, Agaricomycetes, Agaricales, Schizophyllaceae. The transcript is spliced from 13 exons. Gene Ontology annotation, cellular component: membrane. Gene Ontology annotation, molecular function: transmembrane transporter activity. The coding region runs from base 68 to 2026 and encodes 652 amino acids. The record is from RefSeq and is a predicted model, not a curated record. Gene Ontology annotation, biological process: transmembrane transport.
CCCGCCCACAGGCUCAUCUUGUCAGCUCCGGUCCGGCAUCUGCUGACCAAUUGGCUACGCGCUUAAAAUGGUAUCCCGCGCGUCAAGCUUUUGGGCAGACGACAGCAUGCCCUCUUACCUCCAAGACGAAGACAUCGAGGAGCAGGAGCGCCUCGUUGGCGACGGCGACGUGGACGAUGGGCGGACGGCGCUGGACAGAACGAUAGAUAGAAUAGGGAUGGGCUCGUACCAAUGGACGUUGCUCUCGCUAUGCGGUUUCGGCUGGUUAGCUGACAAUAUGUGGAUAGAAGCGGUGGCAAUCAUCCUUCCCAGAGUACAGAGGCAUUAUGACGUACCCGACAACCAUGUUGGAACCUUGUCGUCGACUAUGUUUGCUGGCAUGAUGUUCGGCGCCGUCGGAUGGGGAAGCUGCUCCGAUCUCUUCGGUCGCAGUACCGCCUUCAACGCGACGCUCUUCUUCACCGCCCUCUUCGGCAUCCUCGCCUCCCUCGCAGGCUCCUUCACCCAACUAUGCAUCGUCCUCUUCUUCCUCGGGUCGUCCGUCGGGGGCUCUAUGCCUACAGACGGCACGCUACUGCUCGAGCACAUGCCGGACGGGAAGCAGUACCUCGUAACAGCUCUAUCGGUCUUCUUCUCCGUCGGAGCCGUCCUGUCUGCGAUGAUCGGGCUAUUCAUACUGCCUCAAAACUCGUGCUUCGAGGCCGAGUGCGAUGUCGAGACGCAGAAUAGAGGAUGGAAGUAUCUGCUUGCUAUCCUAGGCGUGAUCACCCUGGCCAUGUUCUUUGCCCGCAUGGUCUUCUUCCGACUGCAUGAAUCGCCGCGAUACCUCGUCCACGCAGGGCGGCACCAAGAAGCACUGCAGAGCCUGCAGAUGAUCUCGCGCUUCAACGGCGCCGAUCUAUCACUCAAACUAGCCGACGUGCACGACGAGCUGCAUCCCGAGGAUGCGGAUGCGAAGGAGGACGACGACCCGUCUUCGGCGCGCCGAUCGUCCUCUUUGCGCCGCUCGUCAACGCUCUUCGAUGCGGGCGAUGAUCUGGACGAGGAAGGCAACCAGCGUCCACAGCACCCGCGACACACCUCUAGUACCGGAUUUGCCAAUCUGGACGCGGAUGCGCUGCCCGACUAUAGCUCCACAGAGCCGAACACACCAGAGUCCGGCCUUCGUGAAGACGCGGCGAAGAUACCUUCCGUAUCGCCACCGCGCGCUCGACCGUCGCUUUCUACCUCACCACCGCGCCCCUCCCUCUCGGUUCGCCCCCGCCCGAUUAACACAACGCGUGCGAGUAUGAUGUCGCGACGGCGGUCCUCGGUCUACGAGGUCGAGCGCAAGGUGUGCGCGUUCCUGCCGCAAUUCAUCCGAAGGCCGCUGUGGGCGUGGUGGGACCGGGUGAUGCUGACCCUGACGCCGGAGUGGGCGAAGACGACCAUCGUGGUGUGGGUGGUGUGGUGCGCGAUGAGUGCGGCAUUCACGAUGUUCAACAUCUUCCUGCCGAAGUUGCUGGAGUCGAAGGGGACGCCGACGUCCUCGAUGGCCGAUCCGAGCUCGUUGACGGCAAGCUUAUGGGAUCUGGCGAUAUUCACCAUCGGGGGGUGUCCGGGGUCUAUUCUCGGAGCCUACAUGGUGCGCUCCAGCAUAGGCCGAAGGUGGUCGCUGGCGGGGAGCACGUUCGCCACCGGGGCAUUCUGCCUCCUCUUCGUGAUGGUGGAGAGCUCGUGGGCGGUGCGGGCGACGACCGUGGGGCUCAGCCUCAACUCGACCAUCAUGUGGGCCGUGCUCUAUGGCUGGACGCCGGAGAUCUUCAGCACUGAAGUCCGCGGCACGGCGUGCGGGAUUGCGUCUGCGCUUUCGAGAGUAGGCGGAAUGAUUUCGCCCGUGCUCGGAGGCGUGCUGUUGAUGAUCAGCAAGUCGCUGCCGCUCUACGUGUCCGCGGCGAUGUUCACGGUCGCCGGCUUCUGCAUACUGCUCUUGCGGGAGGAUGAGGGAGAGGGGCGCGUGAAGGGGAAGGCCGUCCUUGCGCACUAGCCCGCGAUCUGUAUCAUAAGUAUCUUGCAUUGUAAACGGGACUCUGACCUACAUGAUCUUCUACAACGCAUAGCAUGUUGAUUGUAUCGUCAUGGUCAACUUUCUUCCUACU